GAACGUGGUGAAUUUUUGAAGUACAAUUUUAGGCGUAGUUCGUGAUCCAGAACGAAGUCCGAUUGCUUGGUUGGGUUUCGUGUUUCUUGUCGCUGUGGUGGUUCUGCGGUAGUUUGUUGUCAUUCUCUGAACGUAGGCCCCUGUUGGUGACGAGGCACGAUGCUUGAUGUCGCUCAGGUGCUGCUGUAUUGCGGCGUGCCGCUCCUGUUUGCUGUGUGGUAUCUGAAGCGGCAGCGGCAAAGUGCGUCCCAGACCGGAACGGGAAAACUUCCCAAGCUGCUGGAACUGGGCUACAGCAAUUGGACGGGGCAUAUCGGUUACGUGGUUGGGAAGAUCAAUGCCGGCCCAGGCCUGUAUAUGUUCAACCUGCUCGAGUUGAUCCAGAAAGCUCCAGAGCCCGUUGUAGCCCUAUCCUUGUUCGGUCCCUUAUGGGUAGCGAAUCCCGUCUAUGCUGUCAAUGAUCCAGUCCUCAUCAAUGUAGUGACAUCAAGCAGCAAAACGACCCGCUUCGCAUCCUUCGAGUCCAGCUCGCAGAGCGUCAUGGGCAAGAAGUCCAUGAGCGCUCUGCGCGGCGAGGAGCUGAAGCGACAUCGCAAGCUGCUCGCUUCCAGCAUUCUCAGCAGAAAGGCGCUGGGAAGGUUGGUGGAACUGAUGGGUAACGUCACGGACGCAUUCCUGCAAACUCUCCCGCAGCCCAAGGCUGGCGAAUCGUCGUUCGCACUUGAUCUAGUUGAUGGUGAUCCUAUAGGACUCAUGCUCCUGGAUGUAUUCUCCUUGUUUGGAUUUGGAACACAAUCAACGACAACACCAGAGGGUCUGGCUCAACGAGAGAAGGUGAAGAUUGCAAUGAACUUCAUCUUCGACGUGUUUGCGGAUCGAAUGUCCGCUGCUGGCCUGGCCAAGUACAUCUCAUACCUCAACAUCAGCAAGAGCCGGCAAUUGGCAAACCACAACAAGUUCAUUCGUCAGGAGAUCAUCAUCCCGGCUAUCCGCCGCCGUCAAUCGGACAUCAACGAGGGCGUGGAAGUGCCCAAUGAUGCACUGACAGUCAUGUUGGAGGCUGGUGAUGACGACUCGCCAGCUUUCACCGAAGAGGAGAUCUGUGACGAAGCCCUACUCAUUAUGGUGGCAUCGUAUGAAACAACGGCAAACACAAUCCUGUGGCUGUUCUAUCACCUUGCCAUGCAUCCGGAGUGUCAGCAGCGUUGCUACGAGGAAGUGUGUCAGGUGAUGUCAUCGCACCCACCCGGAACCCAGCCAAGCAUCACCGAUAUCGACCAGAUGACCUACCUGAACGCCACUCUGCAGGAGUCCAACAGGCUCAGGCCCAUUGCACAGGCCAUCACCCGCGAGACCGUGGAAGACCUCGCGGUUGGCGACUACGUCAUACCGAAGGGGAACACGGUCAUGUGUUACUUUCAAGGAUCGGCCCUCAGCGAGGAAGUCUUCACUGACGCCAAGAAGUUCAUUCCCCAAAGGUGGCUAAACGAUCCUAAUGGCGGGGCCAAGAAACCCGGUACUCAUUCGCUGCCGUUCGGCAACGGGCCGUUCCGCUGCUUCGGCAAAGCGAUGGCAGUGCAAGCGAUACACACACUGUUCUCACAGUGGAUCCAGCGCUACCGCUUUGAGAUGAUCACGGAGGACGUGAAACCACGCAUCCGCUUAGCCUACUACCCAUCAGAGCUCACCAUCAGAAUGUUUCCACGGCAACAAGAAGGCCAAUGAUCAAGCAGUCCCGUGAACUCAGUCAGUUCUGCACUUUUGAUGUUUUGGAGAAAGUUUUUACUUCUUGUUCCUAGCUCAGGAACUUUAGGUAUGGACUAUAUGGAUGUGAAGACCCACAUAUAGCACUUCGUGAAGUCUCGCUUGGACUUGUACUGCCACGAGUCUCCUCUCGGUUUGGUUAUUCCUCUCUUUCUUAUUUAGCCGCUGACCGCUGGAACUCAGUUCCGGCAUCGGUCCGCCUUGCUGCUUCACCAAGUCAAUUUCGUAUUGCAAUCCUAGAUUGGCUAGGGUACCCCGUAAGGAGACCAUACAUGUAGGUCUGUGUGGACUGCCCUAGAGAAAUACGAAUAAAUACUAUAGUAUACUACUUGACUAAGUCUCUACUGUAUUCUGUCGUAUUGACAUUGUGUUCCAUUUCAAAUUUUCAAUAGAAACGUAUCAUGGAUUUGGAUUUUGAUUAUUAUUUUGUCUGUCUCACAAGCAUAUUGACAGACUAGUACACUCACA
Messenger RNA from Sycon ciliatum, 2232 nucleotides. RefSeq names its product pentalenene oxygenase-like. Gene Ontology annotation, molecular function: monooxygenase activity; heme binding; oxidoreductase activity, acting on paired donors, with incorporation or reduction of molecular oxygen. Bases 160 to 1725 code for a protein of 521 amino acids. The record is from RefSeq and is a predicted model, not a curated record. The transcript is spliced from 3 exons. NCBI's taxonomy places the organism in Eukaryota, Metazoa, Porifera, Calcarea, Leucosolenida, Sycettidae.